Molecule: messenger RNA, 1948 nt
Organism: Rubroshorea leprosula
Lineage: Eukaryota; Viridiplantae; Streptophyta; Magnoliopsida; Malvales; Dipterocarpaceae
Source: the annotation of a GenBank genome assembly
UCUCUCUUUAACUUUUGUUUGUUGGUUGCAAAGAGGUGAAAAUUCUCCAACUCCAAUUCACACCCCCUCUUGGAGUGUAUUGAGUCAACAAUUGGUAUCAGAGCAAGGGCUUCAAUUUGAAGGUGUAACCACCUAGGAGUUGAUCGGGGAUGGCUCAAUUUCAAUGUUCUCAACCACUUGAAGGUUUGUCUACCACUAAGCCUCCUUUCUUUGAUGGUACUAAUUAUAAUUAUUGGAAGAAUAGGAUGAAGGUCUUCAUGCUUACAAAUGUGCCCAAGGCAUGGAUUGUGACUAUGAAAGGUCCAUAUGUGCCUACGAAAGUAGUUGGGGAAAGUGAGGUGCCAAAGGAAGAAGUAGAAUGGAAUGAUGAAGACUUGGUGAAGAUCAUGAUCAACAACAAAGCAAUCAAUAUGCUUCAAUGUGCUCUCAAUCCAACGGAAUUCCAUAGAGUAUCCGGAUGUGAUAUGGCCAAGGAGAUGUGGGACAUGUUGGAGGUAACACAUGAAGGAACAAGCCAAGUGAAGGAGUCAAAAAUCAAUAGACUCAUUUACAUGUAUGAGCUUUUCAAGAUGAAACCGAAGGAGAGCAUUCAAGAUAUGUAUACAAGAUUGAAUGAUAUAGUCACCAAUCUCAAGGCUCUUGGUAAAGUCUAUCCUUCUCAAGAAGUGGUGAGGAAAGUUCUUAGAAGCUUGCCUAAGAAUUGGGAAGCCAAGAAAACCGCAAUUAAAGAGUCUAAGGAUUUCAACACUCUCAAGCUUGAAGAUCUCAUUGGAAAAUUGAUGACAUAUGAGAUAGAAGUUCAAGUUGAUGGUGGAGUUGAAGUAGUUGAGAAGAAGAAGAAGGAUGUUGCAGAAGUGAGGAGAUUCAUGAAGAAGAACAUCAAGAGCAAGCUUGCAAAAAGAGAUGAAGGAGAGUCUACCAAAAGGAGUGUGAAAUGCUAUGAGUGCAACAAGAUGGGGCACUAUAGAAAUGAAUGUCCCAAUUUGAAGAAAGGCAAGAAGAGCAUGAAGAAGAAAGCUUUUGCUGCCACUUGGAGUGAUGAUGAAACUAGCUCAACGGAAAGUGAAAGCUCCUUGGAGAAUGGUGUUGCAAAUCUUUGCUUCAUGGCUCAAGAAGAUAGCUACAAUGAUGAGGAGGUAAACUCUAACUUCUCUAGUUCAAUUAAUGAAAGUUCUUUUGAGUAUUCUUAUAAUGAUUUAUGCAAAGUUUUUGAUUGCUCUAUGAAUGAUAUCAAGAAACUAGGGAAUGAGAAUCUUGCUCUUACUAAAACCAUUUCAUUGCUUAAAAAUGAGAUUGAAUCUCUUUCAAAACAAAAUGAGGUUUUAGUUAAAGAAAAUGCCUCUUUAAAUGGUGAGAUUGCUUCUUUAAAGAAUGAGGAGUUUAAUAAUACUUUGAAAAAGGAAAAUGAGGAUUUAAAGAAAGGAAAUGAAGAUUUAAAAAAGGAAAAUGAGGUUUUAAAGAGGAAAGCUUGUGAUCUUGAAAAUGUAAUUUCCAAAUUUACUUUGAGUAAAGAAAAAUUUGAUUCUAUCUUAAAAUCUCAAAGAAAUGUUUAUGACAAAGGGGGCAUUGGAUUUGAUUAUUCUAAAAAGCAAAAGACUUUUAAGAUUACCUUUGUAAGAGCAAGUCAAUCCUAUCAUGUUAAUGUUACUUGCUAUUGUUGUGGUGCAAAUGGACACUUUGCUUUCGUAUGUCCUUUGAAGAGAUUGAUAGCUCAAGGUAAAGUGAAGCAAAUUUGGGUUCCAAAAGGAACUUUAAGUACUAACCCCCAUGGACCCAAGCAAAUUUGGGUACCAAAAAUCAAAGCUUAAUUUUGUUUUGUAGGAAAAGUUGAUGGCAAAGUCAUAAGAAAAGCAAAGUAGAUCUUAAAAAGACUUAUGCCUCAACAAGAAUGUUGGAGUGGAAGUGCAAAGGAAAUUUGUUUUUGAAUGCUCCGCUCAUGUGCUCAAAU